This is a messenger RNA of Histoplasma mississippiense, 315 nucleotides long. RefSeq lists its product with no specific name. The coding region runs from base 1 to 315 and encodes 104 amino acids. The record is from RefSeq and is a predicted model, not a curated record. NCBI's taxonomy places the organism in Eukaryota, Fungi, Ascomycota, Eurotiomycetes, Onygenales, Ajellomycetaceae. The transcript has 4 exons.
AUGCCCCGCGCCGUAGCGAAGAUCGGGAAUACCAUCCUUGCCGAGACGGAUACUUGGGAGACAGUCGAGGGGAACGUCUACUUCCCCCGUUCGUCGCUGAAAGAUGGCACAGGGACCUUUCGCCUGAUAGAAUCUGAUUCAUCGACUUUCUGUCCCUGGAAGGGGGCUGCGUCGUAUUAUGAUAUUUCUCUCCAGGAGACUGGCACUGUCAUAUCUGAUGUCGUGUGGUAUUACGCAGAGCCGUCCGAGGCAGCGCGGAAUAUCAAGGACCAUGUUGCUUUCUAUAAGACCAAGGUCGAGGUCGUUGUUGAGUAG